GAGGCUGGGACUGCAGCGGCCGGGCGCGGAGCCAGGGCCGGGCCGGGCCGGGGGGCCGCGCGCUCUACACCCCGCUGCCGGGAUGGGCGGCGCGCUGCCCGCGGCCCCUGCAGCGCCCCCAGCGCUGGGGCACUGGUGAAACUGGGGACCCAACUGGAGCACAGAUGGGGCUCACCAGGAACCUGGCCGGCUGUGGUGCCGCCCUCUCCCACGUGCUGCUGCUGCUGCUUCACAUUGAGGCGCUGGUGCAUUCAGGGCUGGGGGAACCAGAUCCCAAGAUUAACGGGCAGUCACUCUUGGUGAGCACCAUGCAGGAGGAUGAGCGCCAGGACUUCACCUGCCAGGUGGACAGCUGGCAGGCCGUGCCCAUGCUCACCUGGUACCUGAAUGGCAAGAAGCAGGAGACCAAUGGUUCCACACUGUUGACCACCUUGGCUGAGGCCUUUGAGCAGAGCUCCAGCACUUUCACAGUGACGGCGCAGCGCGCAGACAGGGAACUGAACUGCUCACUGACUGACCCGGCUUCUGGCAAGACCUCCAACGCCUCAGUGCUCCUCAACGUGCAGUUUAAACCGGAGAUCGUGACGAUGAACGCCAAGUACCAGGAGGCCAAGGACCCAGGUCUCUUCAUGGUUCUCUUCGUCCUGGUGCGGGCCAACCCCCCAGCCAGCAUCACCUGGAUAGACCAGGAUGGGCACGUGAUGGUGAAUACGUCCGACUUCCUCAUCCUGGACACCAAGAGCUACCCCUGGCUGACCAACCACACUGUGCAGGUGCAGCUCAGCAGCGUGGCCAAGAACUUCUCUUUCACUGCUGCCAACAACGUGGGCAUAACCAACUCCUCCAUCCUGCCACCGGGUCUCCUGGAUACCCGUGUGGAGCUGCCCCUCCUGGCCAUCAUUGUUGGAGGAGCCUUGGCACUGGGGACUCUCCUCUGCCUAAACACCCUCAUCAUCUGUGUCGUCUGCAGGAAGGGGAAGGUGGCAUCAGGGCUCUCUGGACCUACGCCACUGCCGCCGAGCGAUUCCAACAACCUGAAGCUGAACAGCGUACGACUGCCACGAGAACACAUGUCCCUCCCCUCCAACCUGCAGCUCAAUGACCUCACGCAGGAGGCCAAAGGUGUGUUCCUUACCAGAACCGGGCAGUUCAGAGGGAUGGCCCUUCUGAGCUGGGCGCAGCUGCCCAUAGCAGAUGGGGUGGGAUUUCUCAUUGACCCAGUGUGAGCCUUUCCCCCGGACUCCUCUCCUGCACCGGUCUGGGGCAGCGGCUUCCCCUUUGAUUGUAGGUCUGUACUCUGUGCUGGGACUGGACCAGUAUCCCCAGCUCGGGGAGUCCCAGCUCUGAUGGGGGCAGUACAGACGUGGACACGACGUGUGUGAUUCCUCCUCACUCCAAACACCUUCCCCUGACAGCCAGCCAAGGAGACGCAGGAAUCCAGACUGAGCGGAAGGACGAUGCCCUGUCAGAGCCAGAGAACAGCCUGGGCCUUGGUAACAGAGAUUUCGUCCGGUUCCCGAUGGUUGGGCACAUUUACAAAGUGUCCAGCAUGAGCAGUGAUGAGAUAUGGCUAUGAAUGUGUAGGCAGGACCCUCCUGUGGGGUCCAGGUUAUCCCUCAGUCUCUUGGGAUGAGUCCACUGAUCCAUCUGUACUGCAGACCCAUCCAGGAGCUGCCAUUCUCCCCAGAAUCCCAGAGUGCAGCAGCCAACUCAGAACAAGCUCUCUGGGUAACCACCACCAGAGCUCCAGGUGAGAAAAUUGCAAUGUCACUAAGUUCCUGUGACUGCAGGUCUUCCACACCAUCCUGUCCCAAGGAUCUCUGGGGUCUUCAGCUCUUGCACUUGAGUAGGUUAGCUAGUCUCAUCAAAAACAUCAUGGAGUCUGAUUUUUAAGAACUCUCCAGUGUGCUGGGGGGCAGGUGGAGCAUCAAGAGUGGGAAAGGCCUGUUCGCCUGCCCAGGAGCAAGAGAAAUUCAUACAUGUAACAGCCAUGGUCAUUUCAUCUCCACUCAGCCAUGGCAGCAUCCAGCUAUGUCCAUCUCUGAAUGGAUCAGGGCUGCGUUCUGGAGCUCCUGUGAGGAGUCUGAAACUGCUGGGAGUGGAAGAGGGUGAGCUAAUGUCAGUAUCUUAGGGGAGCAUGGGAGUGAUUGGCAGGAAGCCUGGCUUGCCCAAACUCCAAUCUCAGUUAGUCACACAUUCUGUCUCAGGCCUGGCCAAGUACCUAAGCCCAGUGGCUCCUGCUCUGCUGGUUGGGCAGUAGGAAACCCAGAAGAUCAGGCUCUAGGUGUUCCAAACUAGGCUUCAAGAAUUAGGGACCGCUUUGGAAAACGUGGCCUGUCCUGUGUGCGUUGAGUGUUGUAUCAUACAGUGGGAGAUGGAACAGACUUACCUUCCCAUGGGGCUGGGAGGGGAGGAGCACUCCAGGAAUGGUAUAGUACUAAAACCUAGAAUAGCAAGCACUGCGGCCAUUAUUUGUGAGCUGCUCUAGUUCUGUGAACUCACUCUGCUAGGGAAAAGUAAACCUUACCAGUUUGGGAUGAAAGCGAAAAAAGAGCGUGAGUACCCCUUGGGGCUUCUCAGCCUCAGGUUCACUCCAGCCCUAUAUUGGGAGAGCAGUGAUGGGCUGCUUCUGGGUAUCCCAUAAUCAACCUCUUUGUGAAACAGAACAUGGGGUAGUUUCUGCUUGGAGCCCACAGCUGUCUCCUGGAGAAGAACUAGAGUGAUUAAGGGAAGUUCUUACUCUUUGAAAAGAACAUUUAGGAGAGAUGUGUCCCUGCUGUGCCCUCAUUUACACUCAUGCAAUUCUGCUGCGGACAGGAGACAGGUAUGGGUAUGCCAGAGGGUAGUUAUCACUCUAAUUCUUCACCCCUCUGAACCUAGACACUGCAGCACACAGAGGACCUUUCUAUGUGAAAACCCACUGCAGACCCUAACCAUCCAUUGCAAUAACUGCUGUGUAAUUCCUACAGUCUAGAGGUGCUGCAGCACCUGGGCACUAGGUAUGGCUCUGAGGUUUGUUAGCCUUUGCUUUGUUAGUGUCUUGCUAUGGCAACUGUGUCUCUCCAUCAAUGUGCAUCUGGAAAGAGCAAUUCUUUCCUGGGAGACUCCCGUUUGUGACCCGUCUCUCAUGUCAAGAAGGGGACUUGGCAUGGGUGCCAGUGAAUAAGCACAAAUAGAGGUGCUGGUGGAAAUAAAUACAUGGGGCCAUGUAGGCUGACCAGCCCCUGAGUAAUAUAUUAAGCUAUGCAUCAAAUGAUCUAGCAGCUGUUAGUUGUUGUAAGAUGCUGCAUUGUUAGCUGAGGCAUGUCUUUCUGUAACUUAAGCACUUUUAACAAUAAAAUGGUAUAAUCAAAGUGUAAUGCAGAGCUCUUUCUAAAUUGACUGAUGCUCUGCCGAGUUGAGUGCUGCUCUGUCUCUGGUAGGAGUUUGUGGGAUGGAGGGACCUAUUGUGUCUUAGCUGCUGUAAUGAGGGAGCCAUAACUGGUCCUCACCCCAAGGAUCUUGUUCAGAGCACUGACAACAGUGUCAGGCAAAUUCUUCCAACAGCAGUAAACCAAAUAAUUGUCUGUAGUGGUGGCUGGUUAUUUCUGGUGAUCUGUCUGCUUCUCCUAAAAUGCAGUCCACUAGUGGGCCCAACUCUGCUGGAAGUUACAAGUGUGAAGUAGGUGUACCUGUUGGAUUUACAAUAGGCUAACCUGGCUCAGAGCUAGUGCCCUCCUCUCUACCCAGAGGCUGAUGAAGGGGACAUGCCAUGCCAUGAUAGUACCUACAGGAAUCAAGGGGGAAACAGACUCCCCUGUGCCUUGAUAUGAAGGCACUACCACCCUCCCCCUCCUGUCAAUCCCCUGAGUUUUCUCUCUAGAGUGGCUGCUAAUGGGCUCCUGACACAGAGCAAAGGUCCAUCCA
Messenger RNA from Mauremys mutica (yellowpond turtle), 3906 nucleotides. RefSeq names its product transmembrane protein 25 (gene TMEM25). Bases 165 to 1226 code for a protein of 353 amino acids. Gene Ontology annotation, biological process: negative regulation of excitatory postsynaptic potential. Lineage: Eukaryota; Metazoa; Chordata; Testudines; Geoemydidae. The record is from RefSeq and is a predicted model, not a curated record. The transcript is spliced from 8 exons.